Molecule: messenger RNA, 1837 nt
Organism: Andrographis paniculata
Lineage: Eukaryota; Viridiplantae; Streptophyta; Magnoliopsida; Lamiales; Acanthaceae
Product: RING-H2 finger protein ATL13-like
Exons: 1
Coding region: 247-1623 (458 amino acids)
Source: RefSeq, a predicted model, not a curated record
AUCCCUCCUCUCUCUCUCUCUCUCUCUCUCUCUCUCUCUCUCUCUCUCUCUCUCUCUCUCUCUCUCUCUCUCUCUCUCUCUCUCUCUCUCUCUCUCUCUCGCACAACUCCCCCUUCAUCUUCUUUCUACCAUUCUACCUCUCCAUUUUCAUUUCUUCUUCUUCUUCUUCAUCAAUUCUUCAAUUAGUUUGUUGCUAUGGAUAAUCUGACUACGUCUGUGUUGUAAAUCUCGAAUCUUGGCACAAAGAUGUAUCUAUAUAUAAUGGAUUCAAUGAGGGAGAGAAGAUUCGUUUCCCCGACACAGCAGCAACAGCAGCAACAGCAGCAAGCAUACUCGGAGCUUCCAUCGCCGCCGCUGGUAGUGGUCCCGUCGUCGUCGUCUUCUUCCUCUGGGUUCAAUCUGAACAACAAGGUGAGCCCCAGCAUUCUGCUGAUAAUCAUUAUCCUGGCGAUAAUCUUCUUCAUCUCCGGCGUGCUCCACCUCCUGGUUCGGUUCCUGCUGCGGGCGCCGAGGCGGGACCCGGACGAGAUGGACAACGUCACCGCCCUGCAAGGCCAGCUCCAGCAGCUCUUCAACCUCCACGACGCCGGCGUCGAUCAGUCCUUCAUCGACGCCCUCCCGGUCUUCGACUACAAGGCUAUCAUCGGCGUCAAGGACCCCUUCGACUGCGCCGUCUGCCUCUGCGAAUUCGACGCCCAGGAUAAGCUCCGACUGCUCCCCAAAUGCAGCCACGCCUUCCACAUGGACUGCAUCGACACCUGGCUCCUCUCCCACUCCACCUGUCCCCUCUGCCGCGCCACCCUCCUCUCCUCCGAUUUCCCCCCCAACACCAACUCCAACUCCAACUGCCCCCCGCUCCUCCUCGUCCUUCAAUCCGCCGGCGACAGCUCCCGAGAGAUCGCCGCCGCCGCGCCGGAGCCUGGAGGAGGAGGAGGAGGAUUGUUGGGGAGGACGAAUUCGUCGGCGAGAGUGAACUCCCAUUUGAGCUGCGAGAUUGUUCAGACAAAUUUCAAGGAAGAGGAGCAAAAAGGGGAAGGGGGGCGCGUGGUGUCGGUGAAGCUCGGGAAGUUCAAGAACAUUGACGACGGCGACGGCGACGGCGGCGGCGGAGGAGGAGGCGAGGCUUCUGGGGCCAGCAAUGACGACGUGAGAAGAUGCUUCUCCAUGGGAUCUUUCGCAUACGUAAUGGACGAGACUUCCUCUCUGCAAGUGCCGAUCCGGACUCCAUUGAAGAAGAAGAAGCCCAGCACUGCCAAGAAGCCGACACUGCCCGGCCACGGCCCCGCCAUGUCCGAAUGCGGCUGCUCAAGGCGGGAAUUCGAAGCGUUCAGGAUCCAGGUCGACGACAACUCCAUAGCCAGAUCGGCGACGAAGAAGGAGAGCUUCUCCAUCUCCAAAAUCUGGCUGAGGGGAAAGAAGGAGGAGACUGAUUCGUCAAGGAGGGCAUUCUCGUUCCGGAAUCCCGGCGACACCAAAACCAGCACAACUGAAAUCAACUGGGAAAACAACAGCCUGGAUUCGCAGCCAAAUGCACCUUCAUUUGCAAGGAGGACACUUCAAUGGCUAAUGGGAAAGCCCAACAAGGUUGUCCAUUCAUCGUUUUCCGCCAAUCUUAUUGUUUAAUUACUUUACUACUUCAUUAACUUUCAUUUACCUUAAUUAGAUUACACCAUCUUCUUUCAUUAGUCUUUCAUUUUUCAAUCCCUUAAAGAAAAAGGAAGAAUAUCUCCUCAAUGGAGAUGGAAAUUUUCAAGUUCAACAAGCAUGCGGAGAGCCAACAAAAAAAAAAACAAAAAAAACAAAAAACCAUCUUUCCAAGAAGAACACAUUUUCGUCA